UCAGAAUUGACUUUAAAAAGUACAAGUUCCUCCUCCCCAAACAGAGAUUUAGAGAAAUGGUGAAAGGAGCAGUGAAUGAGCAGCCGCAAAAAGCUUUUGGGUGGGCUGCCAGGGACCCUUCCGGAGUUCUCUCUCCCUUCCAUUUCUCCCGCAGAGAAAAUGGCAAUGAUGAUGUUACAGUGAAGAUACAUUAUUGUGGAGUAUGUCACUCAGACUUGCAUACUUUGAAGAAUGAAUGGGGAUUCACAAAAUACCCCAUUCUCCCUGGGCAUGAAAUUGUUGGUAUCGUGACAGCAGUUGGCUGUAGUGUCCAUAAAUUCAAGGUUGGUGACCGAGUUGGAGUUGGGGUGAUUGUAGGCUCCUGUCAAACAUGUCACAUCUGUGAACAGAGCUUGGAGAACUAUUGUCCCAAAGCGAUAUUUACCUACAACUCCACAGAUCAUGAUGGUACAAAUACCUAUGGCGGUUACUCUGAUAUCAUAGUUGUUCAUCAGCGCUUUGUUCUUCAAUUUCCUGAAAACCUACCUUCUGAUGCUGGGGCACCGUUAUUAUGUGCUGGAAUCACUGUAUACAGCCCCAUGAAGUACUAUGGUAUGACCGAACCAGGCAAGCAUUUGGGUAUUGCUGGAUUAGGUGGCCUUGGUCACAUUGCUGUGAAGAUUGGAAAGGCCUUUGGGUUAAAAGUUACUGUCAUCAGCACCUCCCCAAAGAAGGAAGAUGAGGCCAUCACCAAGCUUGGCGCAGAUGCUUUCGUUUUAAGUACUGAUCCUGUAAAAUUUAAGGCUGCUGUGAAUACCAUGGAUUACAUUAUUGACACCAUUGCUGCGGUUCAUCCAUUGGCUCCACUGCUCAGUUUACUGAAGAUGGAUGGUAAGCUUAUCACUAUUGGAUUGCCUGAAAAGCCACUGGAGCUUCCAAUUUUCCCUUUGGUUUUGGGAAGGAAGCUUGUUGGAGGAAGUGACAUUGGAGGCAUGAAAGAGACGCAGGAAAUGUUGGACUUCUGUGCAAAGCACAACAUUACUGCAGAUAUUGAGCUGAUUUCAGUGGAUAACAUCAAUAUGGCCAUGGAACGACUUGCAAAAUCUGAUGUCAAGUACCGAUUUGUGAUUGACAUAGCCAACUCUUUAUCCCUAUCCUGAAAUUGUUCGAGGUAGUUGCUGCUGUUUCUUCCUUCAUUACCAAAAACUUGAUUUUACAAAUCGAGCAACAUAUGAUUGAAACUAUAUAUGUAGCAAGUUGAUAUAUGACCGGUCAGGUUGCGGUUGUUAUACUAUUAUUAUGACAAUAUACCUUUGAGCUUCUGUGUGUUCUCAUGGUUCAUUAA
This is a messenger RNA of Solanum pennellii, 1324 nucleotides long. Its product is annotated as probable mannitol dehydrogenase. The coding region runs from base 57 to 1139 and encodes 360 amino acids. Gene Ontology annotation, biological process: lignin biosynthetic process. The transcript is spliced from 5 exons. Lineage: Eukaryota; Viridiplantae; Streptophyta; Magnoliopsida; Solanales; Solanaceae. Gene Ontology annotation, molecular function: zinc ion binding; cinnamyl-alcohol dehydrogenase activity. The record is from RefSeq and is a predicted model, not a curated record.